Molecule: messenger RNA, 3345 nt
Organism: Nicotiana tabacum (common tobacco)
Lineage: Eukaryota; Viridiplantae; Streptophyta; Magnoliopsida; Solanales; Solanaceae
Product: transcription initiation factor TFIID subunit 4b
Biological process (GO): transcription initiation at RNA polymerase II promoter
Cellular component (GO): transcription factor TFIID complex
Molecular function (GO): RNA polymerase II general transcription initiation factor activity; DNA binding; protein heterodimerization activity
Source: RefSeq, a predicted model, not a curated record
GCCAACAGGGUCAUAUUUUAACGGGAGGGUUACCCGCUUUUCGUACCCUCUUUAUUUUGAUUGGUAAAGCUUUUCUUUUUCAAAACUUUUCUUUCCGAACCCGCUUUUCGAAGGAUAAUCAUUCUCCUUGUUUCUACUCUCCCUCUCCCGCGCUGUUUUACCCAAACAAGUAGUACUUAAUUCUUCUUAAGAUGAAAAUUUUCCCUUUUUUCUUGAACCAACCUAUGGAGAUGGUUUCGCUAGACGUUUUAGGGACAAUCCAGUCUUCGGCAGCUUCGUCAGACUCUUUGAUAUAGACCUGCAGAUUUAAGCCCAGCCAACGGAGCUCAUUUACCUCAAACAUACACAAAAGUUCCUGCAUAAUUGCAGAAAUGGACCCUUCCAUGAUGAAGCUCCUUGAGGAAGAUGAGGAUGAGUCAAUGCAUUCGGAGGCAGAUUUGGAGGCGUUCACUGCUGCCUUAAAUAAGAAUAUUAAAGGAGACAGUUCAACAUCUCAGCCAUCAGAUUCUGGUAGAGGAAGUUGUUGCACCUUAAAUCAGUCUGCUCCAUGGCAAACUUCUGGCGAUGAUGAAAAUGCCGAUCAUCAGAGUCUUCAAAAUUCGCAGAACAUGCAGCAAAAGGAGGGAGAUUCAUCUGAUAUGGAACUAAAGCAACAUGGUAUAGAUGCUCCUACUCAACAACACGAAGAUGAUUCCUCACAGGAGCUCAAUUCCCUUCGUUUGCAGCAUAUACAUGCCAAAGAUGCUUAUCAACUACUGAGGGCUGAACAAAACACACUUCACGCCUCUGAGGUGUUGAAUUUGAAGAGAUCUGAAAAGAAUCCUGAAAAUUUAGAUUCCCGGCAUCUAAACUUGCAGGGAUUGAGUAAUCAACAAUCUAUGCAGUCAUUUCCAACAGGGACUAGCGGUCAGCAAUUGAUGGCAGCAAAGACAAGUAAUCAACCAAAAUCUGCAACUGGUUUGAGUAGCCAACCAGCAAUAGAUGUAGUUAAACAGGGCAAACAAGUGCCUUUUGCCAUCCUUAUCCCUCACAUACAACGCCAACUCGACAAAGACAGGGCGAUGCAUCUUCAGACUCUCUACCUUAAACUCAGGAAAAAUGAAAUCACUAAGGAAGGUUUUAUACGACACAUGAGAAGUAUAAUAGGUGAGCAGAUGCUCAAAAUGGCUGUAUACAAAUUCCAAUCUCAGGCAGCUAGAAAUGAUCAGGCUGUACCUCAGUCUCAGGCUUCACCACAGCAACACCAGCAAAAUCGAACUGAUGAUUCAAGCAACUUGGCAGGUGAUAGUAAUGCUAAAAAAUUGCAUGAGGUGGAAAACCAAGCAGAUUUGCAUGGAACACCAGGAAGCCAAAUUUCUUCUUCUAGUUUGUUUGCUGUAAAACAAGAAAGAGAUUGUUCAGCAUUCCCAGUAAAGGGUCUUAAUAAGCAACAACAGCAGCAUUUGCACUUUUCACAGGCAUCUUUUCCCAAGUUUGCAAAUAUUGGGGACACCUAUAGUCCAUAUUCUGUAACUAAUGUUAGUUCAUCUGUGGGGACACCAGUCAAACAGCCAUCUAAUGAUAUACAGAUAAGGCAAAUUCCGGCUUAUCCAAAUAGAAAUGCAACUCCAUUAAGAGCCUCAACACAUGCCGUGAAUAUGAUAAAGGCACCUAAGCUUGAAAGACAAAAUUCAUUUGGUGAACCCAAAAGAAUACCAGGUGGAAGUCUUUCUCAUGUGUCAAAUACAUCAACAAUGCAACAGAGUUCACUUCAAUGCUCACGGUCCACCAAUAAAGUGCAGAAAAUUCUUCUUUCGACACCAAUGACCAAUCUAAAGCCUGAACCAAUUGAUCAUUUGCAUGACCAGGGGCGUGAAUCACAGUUGGCAUCCUUCGCAUCAGUUCAAGUAGAACAAGGAAAUUCCAGCUCAGUGAGUUCAAAGGUUGAAGCUUUUAAAAUGCAGACUUCUAGAAUGGGUAUCUCAACAACCACUAGCAUCAAACCUUCAAAUUUACUCUCCCCUUCAGUGUCAUCUCAAAUGGACCCUAAUACAUUGUUGAAUUCUAGAACACCUUCUGUGAUAUCUCCCAUUGGGCCCGCAAACAAUGGAAAGAUACCCUUGAAAAUGCCUACUAUCGGGCAGAAGAAGCCUCUCGUUACGCAAGGUUUCUCUCCUCCACCUUCAGGAAAGAAGCAAAAGGUGUCUGGAGCCUUUCCAGAUCAGAGCAUUGAACAACUUAAUGAUGUUACGGCUGUUAGUGGAGUUAAUCUAAAGGAGGAGGAAGAACAACUAUUUUCUGGGCCCAAGGAAGACAGUCGAGUUUCUGAAGCAUCUCAUCAAGCUGUGCGAGAAGAAGAGGAAAGGCUGAUUCUGCAGAAAAUUCCGCUUCAAAAGAAAUUGACUGGAAUAAUGGCAAAAUGUGGUUUAAAGAAUAUGAGCAGUGAUGUCGAAAGAUGCUUAUCAUUGUGUGUGGAGGAAAGGAUGCGUGGACUUAUGAGCAGUCUCAUCAGACUAUCGAAACAGAGGGUCAAUAUUGAGAAGUCAAGACAUAGAACAAUUGUCACCUCAGAUGUUGGUCAACAAAUAAUGUUAAUGAACCGGAAAGUUCGGGAAGAAUGGGAAAAGAAGCAGGCAGAAGCAGAAAAAUUACAAGUGGCAAAUGAACCGGAGGGUGAUAUUGGAGAUGAUGGUGAUAAGGAGAAGGAUGCAGGUCGCAUAAGGUCAAUGAAGAGAAACAAGGAAGAUGAUGACAAGUUGCGGACAACAGCUGCAAAUGUUGCUGCUCGAGCUGCAGUUGGAGGAGAUGAUAUGAUGUCGAAGUGGCAAUUAAUGGCUGAACAGGCCAGGCAGAAGCGAGAAGGGGCACUCGACAUGGUGUCUCCUUCACAGCCUGGUAAAGAUGUGAAGUGGAGGUCCUUAUCAACUCCCACAAGAAAUCUGAGAGACAAUCAAGAAGCUAAGAACAGAAGCCAGUCAACUGCCCCUAUUACACUUGGUGCUGUUAGAAGAGUUGGCAAAAGUCAAGUUGCAGUACACGCCAGGGUUCCUCGUAAUAUUACUGUCAAGGAUGUGAUAGCCGUCCUUGAAAGAGAACCUCAAAUGUUUAAGUCUACAUUGAUAUACCGCUUCCAUGAAAAAUGACGGUCUGAUGCUCCAGCUGAAUUAGUACGUUUAGGAGCCAAGUGUUGAUAGUUGACUGUGGGGCCGGGGGGAUUGAGCUUACAAAAUUGGUCUCAAUUAGAGGCAGUUUUUGAUGUCUGUAGUUGAAAGUAUUAGUGAAUCAAUAUCCAUGUGGUCGUUUAUAAGUAAAUGUUGUAAUAUAUGCUGACAGUUUACGUAAUUUUCAGAUUAACAAUAGCGCAUA